Lycium ferocissimum is the source of this 2314-nucleotide messenger RNA. Its product is annotated as heterogeneous nuclear ribonucleoprotein 1-like. The record is from RefSeq and is a predicted model, not a curated record. Bases 345 to 1694 code for a protein of 449 amino acids. The transcript is spliced from 5 exons. Gene Ontology annotation, molecular function: RNA binding. Lineage: Eukaryota; Viridiplantae; Streptophyta; Magnoliopsida; Solanales; Solanaceae.
CUCCAAAUAUUCUUUGCACAAAGGGAUUUGCUGCCUCACCCCACCCAUACACACACUUCCCUCUUUUCCUUCUUUCCUUGUAUAUAAUUUUUUUCUACCUAAAUUAUUUGUUUGGCAUUGCCAUUUCCAUUUUUAUAUAAAAGAAAAAGCUUUGGAAUAACCAAAGAGCAAAUGAAAAGAAAAGAAGAAAUAAGAGGAUGAUGACCAUCACUACAACAUCCUCUGUUUUCAUUUUAUUAUAUGCUUUUUCAUAGAUCUCUCUCUCUGAUUGAAUCCAAGACUUGCUUUUUACUGUGUAAUCAGUAUUUGCAAACUGGGGUCUGCCUGAUUUUCUUGAUAAAGAAAUGAUGGAGACAGAUCUCGGUAAGCUAUUUAUAGGUGGGAUAUCUUGGGACACAGAUGAGGAACGUCUUAAAGAAUAUUUCAGUUCAUAUGGAGAAGUGGUAGAAGCUGUGAUCAUGAGAGAUCGCAACACUGGUCGUGCUCGUGGUUUUGGUUUUGUUGUCUUUGCUAAUCCUGCCAUUGCUGAAAGAGUCGUUAAUGACAAGCACAUCAUCGAUGGCAGAACGGUUGAGGCAAAGAAGGCUGUUCCUAGGGAUGACCAACCACACAUAAUAAUAAAUAGAAGCAUUCAAGGAUCUCCAGGUCCUGGACGCACAAAAAAGAUAUUUGUAGGAGGUUUAGCAUCUACUGUUACUGAAAGCGACUUCAAGACAUAUUUUGAUCAGUUUGGUACAAUUACAGAUGUUGUAGUGAUGUAUGACCACAACACUCAGAGGCCAAGAGGCUUUGGAUUUAUAACUUAUGAUUCAGAGGAGGCAGUGGAUAGGGCCUUGUAUAAGACCUUUCACGACCUAAAUGGUAAAAUGAUUGAGGUGAAGCGCGCCGUUCCCAAAGACCGGAGCCCCCCUUUGACAUAUGGAGGACUUGGUAGAGUAAAUAACUUUCUCAACAACUAUGCUCAAGGGUAUAGUUUAGGUUCGGUUGGAGGAUAUGGGGUCAGGAUGGAUGGUAGAUUUAGUCCAGUUGCCAGCGGACGCACUCAGUUUUCUUCUCCUGCUUAUGGAAUGGGUGUCAAUUUGGACCCAACAUUGAGCCCUGCCUUUGCAGGAGCUUCCAAUUUUAGUAACAAUCUUGGUUAUGGGCGAGUUCUGAAUCCAUAUUUCACUGGCAACUCAAGCAGAUACACUACACCCAUUGGAUAUAAUACAGGCAGCAGUAGAGGUGAUUCUUUGCUUAGCUCACCAACCAGGAAUGUAUGGUCAAAUGGUGGUCUUAACAGUUCUCCAGGUCCUGGUAGCUCCGGUUCAUUUAUGGGCUCCGGAACUGGUAGUUAUGGGGUCUUUGGGAAUAAUGGGCCCAAUUGGGGCUCGUCUGCUCCAGUUGGUAGUGCUUCUGGAUAUGGUGGUCGGAAUGUUGUUGGGUUCCGGAGUCAUGGGCUGGGAUCUGGAGGAGUUGCAAGAAGCAAUGCUGUCCCAACUUCAUUUGCUGCAUCAAAUGAGGGGUCUUACGGAGAUGUAUAUCGCAGUGGCUCAAUGUAUGGUGAUCCGACUUGGCAAGCUGUCUCUUCUGAUAUGGAUGGCUCUAGUACAUUUGGAUAUGGACUUGAAAAUCCAGCAGAUGUUUCGGCCGAGAAUUAUAUUGGAAAUUAUAGUAUUGCAAAUAGACAAUCGAAUAGAGGGAUCGCGGCAUAGGAGAUUUCUUUAUUUGAAUAUCUGAAGACUCUUAGAAGUGCCCUGAGAAAAUUAAGUGGGCUGUGAAUGUUAACACAUAUUCCACAUAAUAUGCAUUUCAACUAUAGCUGAUCAUAUAGAGCUAACGAGGGGCCUGUCUAAAAAAGUAUUACAUAUUCAGAGAGAGCAGUUUUUAAAGGGAUUUUGUGUUAUGCUUUGAGGUUUCAAUUUUUCGAAAGCAAUUUAGGCUCAUUUCUCAGCAUUUAAUCAAGAUGUAUAUCCGAUUAUACUUGACACCGUCCAUUGCAGUUGGUGUGUUGUGCAUCCACAACAAAGCGAGUAUUGGACUAUGUCGAGAGGUAGAGUUUUUUCUUAAAACUUUUUGUCCGGUUUAGUGACUGGCAAAGCUGCUAUUGUUUGUUCUAGUAGUUUUUUAUCUGGGAUAUGUUUUUCUCUCAGAUUGUAUUCCACAUCCUUUUUGAUUUACUAGUGUGAAACAAAUCUAGGAUCCACCAUAAAUAAGUACUGAAAUUUCUGUUUCUAUUCUGGUUACAGAUUGUAUAAGCUUUACAUUUUAAGCUGUAUUUUGUAAGCAACUAUGUUGCAGUUGAAAUAGAUAUAAGUUCUUUUUUUUUUCUUUC